Messenger RNA from Fusarium redolens, 983 nucleotides. RefSeq lists its product as uncharacterized. NCBI's taxonomy places the organism in Eukaryota, Fungi, Ascomycota, Sordariomycetes, Hypocreales, Nectriaceae. The transcript has a single exon. The coding region runs from base 237 to 809 and encodes 190 amino acids. The record is from RefSeq and is a predicted model, not a curated record.
CCUCUUCCACUCUCAACCCUGACACUUUGGUCAAAUCAGGCGUCUAGAACACCAAACAACCAAUCGCUGAUCGAUAUGCCUGCAUGGUCUGUUGGGCUUUGAUAGUCGGUAAGGGAAAGUAAGUACCUUACCUUACCUAGGUACCUUACCGACCAACCACCGCCCGUGUGCCUUAACUCACUGUAUGAUGAGCUGUGCAGUAAGGUACAAGGCGAUAUCCGUCCAUAUGUAAGGCUAUGCCCCUCCAUCAUCCGCUUCUCGUCAGCUUCUUCUUUAUACUUCUCUCCUCUCAAGCAUUCAUACUAGUCAUAAUCUCGUUGGAGUGGUCCUUGUGUCAGGUUUCCUUUGGGCUUUUACGGUUCCUUUCGGUUCCUCUGUUCAAUUUCCUUUUCACAUCGUCGACUUCCAUUAUCAUAUCGCGCCGCUUCUCUAUCUUAGCUCUCUUCUCUAACGCCAUCUCCUCUCUUGUUGCUCUCAACUUUGUCUCUUUAUUUGAGUCAGUUUCUGCAUUUUCUACGUCUGUUUGCCGGUCUUCGAUCCUCGUGCACACCAAGCUACAGAAAAGCACCAUCAGCACGCCUUCUUUCAGCCUGUCGACCAGCUCUCAUCUCCAUCAAAUUAAACCCCCCCACGUCUCACAACCGGCCACGAUCAAGCCAAGGCCACCGUCUCGUUCCGCCCCUGUGUUACAGUGCCAGACUGUACGCACGCGCAACAAUUCGAUCGCUCCUCUCCGAAAGCUUGCGUCUUCGUUCGCAUCGCCGUCAACCGUUUCUUGGAGAAUUCAAACGCUGGAGUUUCCACUGUGACCUCCCACCCCAGUCCCCAAGCUUUCGUCUGGACCCCGUUGUCAGACCAGACCCAGGCCCCUCUCUCCCCCUGUGCCCACCGUGUCACUCUUAGCUCCGGGUUGUCUACUCAUCCAGUUGGACCCCUGUCCUGUCAAACGCUAGGAGGUACAAGGUACAUAUUGUCACCGACCG